AUGAUUCGACUGGAUUCAUUAAUUUGUCAUGGCUGUCGAGAUGAAUCCAAUGUAACAUUAUUUGAUAAUGAGAAUUGUCGUCCGAUUCGUGGCACAUGUGGCCAUUCGAUAUGCGAAGUGUGUGUAGAAGCUGAUCCUAAAGUGAAAUGUCCGACUUGCUAUAAACGAGAAGCAUUUUUGAAUCAACCCGUCAACUAUGCUGCAUUGGAUAUACCGAAAGAAUACGAGAAGCACAUCUUCGAAAAAGUUAAGGAGUGGUGGCAAGGAUAUUUGGAUACAACAACAACUGAAGACCAAAUUUAUGAGUAUGGUCACUCAGAUCUUGGUAGAGAGGUUCGAUAUCCUGGUUAUUGUGCAGAUUGCUUUCAAAAGGACAACUUGAAAUUGUGUUUGACUUGCAAAGACACGAAACCGUACAAAGGAAUGCAUAUUCUCAGUUAUGCAGUUUGUGAUAGUUGUGCAGUUGCUGAAUAUGGUGAUAAAAAGCUGGAGAGAUAUCGAGAUCACAUGGAACCGACAAGUGAGAAAAGUGAAUGUCACUUGUGCCACAAGAAGACAACGGACCUGAAGUUUGAUGGUAGCUUACUUGAACGUAGAUCGGAUUAUCCAUUCGAAAAAUAUUGUUUCUGCGCCAACUGCGCUUUGGAUAACCAUGAGGGGCACCAAGUGGUUAUGACAAUUCAUCUUCAUCUAAGCAAAGAAUGGCGUUCGGUUCGAGAUACAGCUGCAGAAAUAAUGAGGAAACUGUUGAAAAAGAAACUUUAUGUGGAUGAAGAACAGGUCAAAUGCAGACUUCGAUACAAAAGAAUGAUGCUGACUAUGGAUGAACUUAUCAAGUUAUUGAAAAACCCGUACUAUCAAUAUCGGAAUCGAGAAGGAACAAUCGAAAAAACAUUAUCAAGCUUGGUCACUCAGUAUGAUCAAUUCCAGAAGUUGGAUUCAGUAUGCAAAUGCGUCGGCCUAUGGAAUGAUGUUGUCAGACUAAACAUUUUUGAUUUCAAAGAAAGAUCUCCCCACUUCCACUCAAUGGCCGAUAAGGCUCAUUUGGAGAAGAAAUUUGACGUUUGUCCGUAUCAGUUGCCAACAAGCGGACCGGAGAAACGGUCUCUUUUAAAACUAAUUGAGAAAGGGAAACCGUUGACUCAACCAUUCAAAAUGGAUAUAUUCAAAGAAGUUAGACGAGGCCGCUUUCGAAAUGUUUAUUGUUUUCCAGCGAAGAGAAAUGAGAAAUCGAAUAUAUAUUCAGAAGACAAAGAGUUUAGUCAACACCUCGCGGAAGGAAGAGAGCAAUCCGAGUCAUUUUUAAAGCACAUAAAAACCCUACCCAGUUCCGUCUACAAUGAUCCUGGGCAUCUGAUUUAUCCAGAUGCAGCUGAUAGUUGGCGAUUCGAGGAACACACGCCGUGGAACUUGAGAGGGACGGAAUAA
Caenorhabditis remanei is the source of this 1428-nucleotide messenger RNA. RefSeq lists its product as uncharacterized. The record is from RefSeq and is a predicted model, not a curated record. The transcript is spliced from 6 exons. NCBI's taxonomy places the organism in Eukaryota, Metazoa, Nematoda, Chromadorea, Rhabditida, Rhabditidae. The coding region runs from base 1 to 1428 and encodes 475 amino acids.